UUUUUGCAUGUUGUUGAAUUUAAUGCCCUUCACCAAAACAUGAAACCCUAAAUCUGUUUCAAACGAAGAAGAUCUUUUCCAUUUUUUGGGUAACCCUAGUUUCACUGCAAGCCCCUCUUCCAGGGCCAUUUUGUUCAUUGGAUAUACAUGCAAAAAUACUACAAAGUCUAGCAAUGGCUGUUGGCACUUGCAUGACACCUAAAAUACAAGAGGAUGACGAUGAUGAUGAGCCGAUUGUAUUCAGAAGAACCAAGGUAACACCAAAGCAGAAUCAAGUAAACUCUGAAAUAAAGAAGGUAUCAUUACAAAGGCAUGAUGGAUCUUCCCAAAGGCACGAGGGAUCUUCCCAGAAGAAUGAUGGAUCUUCUCAAAGACGGGAUGGUUCUUCUCAGAGACAUGAUGGUUCUUCUCAGAGACAGGACGCAUCUUCUCAAAGACGCGAUGGAUCUUCUCAAAGACAGGAUGGAUCUUCUCAAACACGUGAUGGAUCUUCGCAGAGACAGGACGGUUCUUCUCAAAGACGUAAUGAUUCAUCUCAAAAACACUGUGGGCCAUCAGAAAGGCCUAGUCCUGGAACAGCUUCUCCUAAUGGUCAAAACUCAAAUUUGCAAAAGGGAAAGAUGGUUUCAUCUUCAAAAUCAGCACCACUCAAGUCACCUUUAGCUAAUCCGAAGGCAUCAACUUCCGUACCAGAGAAGCCGAAACAACCGCCUACGCAAAAUUCACGAAUAAAUAAUAAUGAAAAGAAGUCUUUGAAUAAACCUUCUGCCAAACAAAAUGUCGAUUCUGAGGAUUCUGACGAUGAUAAGCCCUUGAGUGUCAGACUUCUGGUGUCCACCCCAGCAUUGCAGAAAAGCAACUCUCACAAUGUUGCUAAGGUUCAUAGUCCACACCUUCCCAGUUCCAGUAAAAGAUCUGUAGAAGAUUCUGAAGAUGAGGGUCCUUUGUCUGCAACGUUCAAGAUGAAGUCAGGGGGAGAGCCGUCUGUUAAGAAGGAAAUUGAAGAGAAACCUUUAGCUUCCAACGCGAAGCAAAAUGGCUCUAAAAAGCCAAAACUAUCAGAGUCAUCUGUUGCAGCUAAAGCAAAGCAAGUGUCUGUGAAAGCUGAAGUCAAGAUGGAGGACGACGAUGAUGAUGAUGAUCUUCCGAUCGCCGAGAGACUGAAGAAGGCAGCUGUGUCGGCAGCUAAAGCAAAGCAAGUGUCUGUGAAAGCUGAUGUCAAGACGGAGGAUGAUGAUGACGACGAUGAAGAUGAUGAUGUUCCAAUUGCCGAGAGACUGAAGAAGGCAGCUGUGUCGGCAGGUACAUCUCAACCAAAGAAGAAAACAAUAACAAAGAUUGUUUCCUCUUCACUUAAAACGUCAAAGAAAUCAAAGAAAAUAGUAAAGAAAUCACAAUACUCGAAGUGUGUAAAGCUACAGCGCAGUCCCGGCGAUGGACAAAAGUGGACUACCUUGGAGCACAAUGGUGUUAUUUUCCCUCCAGACUACAAGCCUCAUGGUGUGAAGAUGUUGUACAAUGGACAACCUGUUGAUUUGACUCCUGAACAGGAGGAGGUUGCAACAAUGUUCGCAGUGAUGAAAGACACGGAGUAUGCUACGAAGGAGAAAUUUGUGGAGAACUUCAUGAAUGAUUGGAGAGGGAUACUCGGAAGAAAUCAUAUAAUUAAAAAGUUUGAGCUUUGUGAUUUCACCCCUAUCUAUGACUGGCAUCAGGCUAUAAAGGAGAAGAGAAAACAAAUGACCGCGGAAGAGAAGAGGGUUGCCAAAGAAGAAAAACUGAGGCAAGAGGAGAGAUACAUGUGGGCUGUUGUUGAUAGUGUGAAAGAGAAGGUUGGAAACUUCAGAGUGGAACCACCUGGGUUGUUUCGUGGCCGUGGAGAGCAUCCUAAGAUGGGAAAAUUGAAAAAACGCAUUCGACCAAGUGACAUUACAAUAAAUAUUGGAAAAGGGGUGCCAAUUCCGGAGUGUCCAAUUCCUGGUCAAAGGUGGAAAGAAGUUAAGCAUGAUAAUACCGUUACAUGGUUAGCAUUUUGGAUUGAUCCAAUCAAUUCAAAAGAGUUCAAGUAUGUUUUCUUGGAUGCUAGUAGUUCACUGAAAGGGCGAAGCGACAAGGAGAAGUAUGAGAAAGCUAGAUUACUAAAGGACUACAUUCAUGAUAUUAGAGCAAAUUACACAAAGGACUUCACAAAUAAAGAUCUUGGGAAACGGCAAAUAGCAGUGGCGACGUACCUUAUCGAUAAGUUGGCUCUCAGGGCAGGAAAUGAGAAGGAUGAUGACGAGGCUGAUACAGUUGGUUGUUGUACGCUGAAAGUGGAAAAUGUUAAAUUAGUUCCUCCAAACAAAUUAGAGUUUGAUUUCCUUGGUAAAGAUUCUAUUAGAUAUCUAAAUACUGUUGAUGUCGAGCUUCCAGUGUACAAAGCAAUCGGACAGUUUAAAAAUGGAAAAAAUGAUGGCGAAGAUCUUUUUGACAAGCUUGAUACUAGUAAACUGAAUGCUCAUCUCAAGGAACUCAUGCCUGGACUCACUGCAAAAGUCUUUCGUACCUACAAUGCGUCGAUUACUUUAGAUGACCAGUUGCAUAAAAAUACCAAGGAUGGUGAUGUUGGAGUGAAAGUUGUCGUUUAUAACCUUGCAAACAAGGAGGUUGCAAUUAUAUGUAACCAUCAACGUACUGAAUCAAAGUCCCACACUGCACAAGUGGGAAAAUUUCAAGGCAAUAUACAGAAGUUGAAGAUUGACAUAGAUGUCCUAGAGAAGGAUUUGAAGAGAGCCAAAAAAGGAAAGCCUCCACUUCGGAAGUUUGAUGAAAUAGGAAACAAAAUUGUGCAGAAAAACUUGGCCCCUGACGUAAUACAGAGGAAGAUCAAUAAGACGUAUGAGAGGAUUGAGAAAAUGGAACGUGAUAUUAGUGCAAAAGAGGAGCUUAAAACCGUUGCAUUGGGCACAUCUAAGAUUAAUUAUCUUGAUCCUAGAAUUUCAGUUGCUUGGUGCAAGCGGCAUGAUGUUCCCAUUGGAAAGAUAUUCAACAAGUCACUUCUGGCGAAGUUUGCUUGGGCAAUUGAUGUGGAUCCUAGUUUCAGAUUUUGAUAUUAAGGUAAACAGAGCUUGCCUGAGUUUUAGUCGCAGACAGGCCGUGCCUUUCCACCUUGGAUUUUUCCGUUCUCUACUCUUCUCAGUCAGAAUUUACAGGAGUUGUAUGGGAACUUCUCCCGCAGAGGUCUUAUGGACUAGGCCAGCUAGGCCAUUGCCUAGAGCCUCAAAUUGUUGGGGUUUUAAAGGUUUCUUACUACAUGUUUGUUUUUCUUCUCAAUAUAGGUAGUGCUGGCUAGAUGAUAUCUAAAUUAGUGGUCUAACACUAAUCAGCUGUUAUUGAAAGCCGUUUGUUGUUUAAACACCCUGUACUGCUUUCCGUUACCAUCUAGCCAUUAUUACUUCAUUUCUGUUCCUUUUUAUGUAAGAACACUACUGCAUUAGGUAAUUCUCUCUCAAACUAAUUUAGAUAUCCUCCUUUCCAGUGAAUUAAUACAAGAUACGAUGAAUAUCACUCUA
Messenger RNA from Papaver somniferum (opium poppy), 3551 nucleotides. RefSeq names its product DNA topoisomerase 1 alpha-like. Gene Ontology annotation, biological process: DNA topological change; chromosome segregation; DNA replication. Gene Ontology annotation, molecular function: DNA topoisomerase type I (single strand cut, ATP-independent) activity; DNA binding. The coding region runs from base 174 to 3089 and encodes 971 amino acids. Gene Ontology annotation, cellular component: chromosome; nucleolus. The transcript has 17 exons. Lineage: Eukaryota; Viridiplantae; Streptophyta; Magnoliopsida; Ranunculales; Papaveraceae. The record is from RefSeq and is a predicted model, not a curated record.